Molecule: messenger RNA, 7891 nt
Organism: Arvicola amphibius (Eurasian water vole)
Lineage: Eukaryota; Metazoa; Chordata; Mammalia; Rodentia; Cricetidae
Gene: Myo18a
Product: myosin XVIIIA
Exons: 47
Coding region: 409-6768 (2119 amino acids)
Cellular component (GO): myosin complex
Molecular function (GO): cytoskeletal motor activity; ATP binding; protein binding
Source: RefSeq, a predicted model, not a curated record
CUCGCGCGGGCGCGGGGGGCGGCGCUGCGCUGCGCCGUGCUGCGCUCCAGCCGGGACGCGGCCGGGGCCGCUGGAUGCCGCGUCUCCGCUCCUGCUGCCUGCCGGGCGGGCUCCGGCAGCCGGUCGACUGUGCCUCUCUGUGUCCCUGACUUAUCUGUGGCUGAGGCGCCCCUGAAAACGCCCCACGGUAGUUGAGCGAAUGCACUGGAUCAUAUUGGAAAGAAGGUGAAGUUCACUGCAGGGCUAAGCGCGGGCCUCUCUAGCAGGAUGAUGAAUUCUGGCUGCCUUGGCUUAUGCUCACCAAAUCUGGAGCUUUUUUCUUGAGCAGCUGCCAGGUGGGGUCCAAAGACGCUGCGUUAACCAUCUGUAAUCCGCUGGGGGUACACCCCCUAAAACAGCACACCCACCAUGUUUAAUCUCAUGAAGAAAGAUAAGGACAAAGAUGGCGGGCGGAAAGAGAAGAAGGAGAAAAAGGAGAAGAAAGAGCGGAUGUCAGCCGCAGAACUGCGGAGCCUCGAAGAGAUGAGCAUGCGCCGUGGCUUCUUCAACCUGAACCGGUCCUCCAAGCGUGAAUCCAAGACGCGCCUGGAAAUCUCCAACCCCAUCCCUAUCAAGGUGGCCAGUGGCUCUGACCUGCACCUGACUGACAUUGACUCUGACAGCAAUCGGGGCAGCAUCAUCCUGGACUCAGGCCACCUAAGUACAGCCAGCUCCAGUGAUGACCUCAAGGGUGAGGAAGGCAGCUUCCGGGGCUCUGUGCUGCAGCGGGCAGCCAAGUUCGGCUCACUGGCCAAGCAGAACUCUCAGAUGAUUGUCAAACGUUUUUCUUUCUCCCAACGGAGCCGGGAUGAGAGCGCUUCAGAGACAUCCACCCCCUCAGAGCACUCUGCAGCCCCAUCACCUCAGGUAGAGGUGAGGACGCUUGAGGGACAGCUAAUGCAACAUCCUGGGCUAGGCGUCCCUCGACCAGGGCCACGGUCUCGAGUCCCUGAGCUGGUGACUAAAAGAUUCCCAGCUGACCUACGUCUCCCUGCUGUGGUGCCCCCGCCACCUCCGGCUCUCCGGGAGCUGGAGUUGCAACGAAGACCCACGGGAGACUUUGGCUUCUCACUUCGGCGCACAACCAUGCUGGACCGGGCCCCUGAGGGUCAGGCCUAUCGACGGGUGGUUCACUUUGCUGAGCCAGGAGCAGGCACCAAGGACCUGGCCUUGGGGCUAGUGCCAGGAGAUCGACUGGUGGAGAUUAACGGACAGAAUGUGGAGAAUAAGUCCAGGGAUGAAAUUGUGGAGAUGAUCCGGCAGUCUGGGGACAGUGUACGGCUCAAGGUACAGCCCAUCCCAGAGCUUAGUGAGCUGAGCAGGAGCUGGCUGCGGACUGGUGAAGGACACCGCAGGGAGCCGGCUGAUGUUAAGGAUGAAGACAAAUCUCUGGCAAAACCUGGCCCUCCUGGCAAAGAGGAAGGGGCCACAGGAGCUGACCCUGAGGUCCGGCUGAGUCCCGCAGAGGAAGCACACCAGCGACUUGAGAGGAUCUUCACAGCUUCUCUGGACCCUGAGGCCGCCUCUCCUGCCCACAGCCAGGCCAAGACGGAAGAGCAGAUUGCAGCCGAAGAGGCCUGGUAUGAGACGGAGAAGGUGUGGCUGGUCCAUAGGGAUGGCUUCUCCUUGGCCAGCCAGCUCAAGUCGGAGGAGCUCAGCCUACCUGAGGGGAAGGUGCGCGUGAAGCUGGACCACGAUGGAGCCAUCCUGGAUGUGGAUGAAGACGACAUAGAGAAGGCUAAUGCUCCCUCAUGUGACCGCCUAGAAGAUCUAGCCUCACUGGUGUAUCUCAACGAGUCUAGCGUCCUGCACACACUACGCCAGCGCUAUGGGGCUAGCCUGCUACACACCUAUGCUGGCCCUAGCUUGCUUGUCCUCAGUCCCCGAGGUGCCCCUGCUGUGUAUUCAGAGAAGGUGAUGCACAUGUUCAAGGGGUGUCGGCGGGAGGACAUGGCACCCCAUAUCUAUGCCGUGGCCCAAACUGCAUAUCGGGCAAUGCUGAUGAGCCGCCAGGACCAGUCCAUUGUCCUUCUGGGUAGUAGUGGCAGUGGCAAGACUACCAGCUUUCAGCAUCUGGUGCAGUAUCUGGCCACCAUUGCUGGCACCAGCGGGAGCAAGGUGUUUUCUGUGGAGAAGUGGCAGGCCCUGUACACCAUCCUGGAAGCCUUUGGGAACAGCCCUACCAUCAUGAAUGGCAGUGCCACCCGCUUCUCCCAGAUUCUCUCUCUGGACUUUGACCAAGCUGGCCAGGUGGCCUCAGCAUCCAUUCAGACAAUGCUCCUGGAGAAGCUGCGUGUGGCCCGACGCCCAGCCAGCGAGGCCACUUUCAACGUCUUCUACUACUUGCUGGCCUGUGGUGAUAGCACGCUCAGGACAGAGCUUCAUUUGAACCACUUGGCUGAGAACAAUGUGUUUGGAAUUGUGCCACUGGCCAAGCCCGAGGAGACGCAGAAAGCUGCUCAGCAGUUCAGUAAGCUACAGGCGGCCAUGAAGGUGCUGGCCAUCUCCCCUGAGGAACAGAAGGCCUGUUGGCUCAUCCUGGCUUCCAUCUACCACCUGGGGGCUGCUGGAGCUACCAAAGAGCCCCUUGAGGAGCAAGCCGAAGCUGCUGAAGCUGGACGCAAGCAGUUUGCCCGCCAUGAGUGGGCCCAGAAAGCUGCAUACCUGCUGGGCUGCAGCCUGGAAGAGCUGUCCUCGGCUAUUUUUAAGCACCAACUUAAAGGUGGUACCCUGCAACGUUCCACCUCCUUCCGCCAGGGCCCCGAGGAGAGCGGCCUGGGAGAGGGCCCAGGCCCCAAACUGAGUGCCAUGGAGUGCUUAGAGGGCAUGGCAUCUGGCCUCUACAGUGAGCUCUUUACACUCCUCAUCUCCCUGGUAAACAGGGCUCUCAAGUCCAGCCAGCACUCGCUGUGUUCCAUGAUGAUUGUGGAUACGCCAGGCUUCCAGAACCCUGAGAGGGGCGGAUCAGCCCGUGGAGCCUCCUUCGAGGAGCUGUGCCACAACUAUGCCCAGGACAGGCUGCAGAGGCUAUUCCAUGAGCGCACCUUCCUUCAGGAGUUGGAAAGAUACAAGGAGGAGAACAUCGAACUGGCGUUUGAUGACUUGGAGCCAGCCGCAGAUGACUCGGUGGCUGCUGUGGACCAAACUUCCCACCAGGGCCUGGUCCGCUCACUGGCCCAUGCUGAUGAGGCAAGGGGACUACUAUGGCUGCUGGAAGAGGAGGCGCUGGUGCCGGGUGCCACCGAGGAUGCUCUCCUCGACCGUCUUUUCUCCUAUUAUGGCCCCCAGGAAGGUGACAAAAAAGGCCAGAGUUCUCUACUGCGCAGCAGCAAACCACGGCACUUUCUCCUGGGUCACAGCCAUGGUACCAACUGGGUGGAGUACAAUGCGACUGGCUGGCUGAACUAUACCAAACAGAACCCAGCUACCCAGAAUGCAUCCCGGCUCCUGCAGGAUUCCCAGAAAAAGAUGAUCAGCAACUUGUUUCUAGGCCGGGCAGGCAGUGCCACGGUGCUCUCAGGCUCCAUCGCGGGCCUGGAGGGUGGCUCCCAGCUGGCCUUGCGCCGGGCGACUAGCAUGAGGAAAACCUUUACCACUGGCAUGGCCGCUGUCAAGAAGAAGUCACUGUGCAUACAGAUUAAGCUGCAAGUGGAUGCCCUCAUUGACACCAUCAAGAGGUCCAAGAUGCACUUCAUACACUGCUUCCUGCCUGUGGCUGAGGGCUUGCCCGGGGAACCCCGAGCUGCCUCUUCCCGCCGAGUUAGCAGCAGCAGUGAGCUGGACCUUCCCCCAGGAGACCCCUGUGAGGCUGGGCUGCUGCAACUGGAUGUGUCCCUGCUUCGUGCCCAGCUUCGGGGAUCCCGCCUGCUUGACGCAAUACGCAUGUACCGCCAAGGUUACCCAGACCACAUGGUGUUCUCUGAGUUCCGCCGUCGCUUUGAUGUCCUUGCUCCACACCUGACCAAGAAGCAUGGGCGCAACUACAUAGUGGUGGAUGAGAAGCGGGCUGUGGAGGAGCUGCUCGAGUCCCUGGACCUGGAGAAGAGCAGCUGCUGCAUGGGCCUGAGUCGGGUGUUCUUCCGGGCAGGCACGUUGGCACGGCUGGAAGAGCAACGAGAUGAGCAAACCAGCAGGCACCUGACCCUGUUCCAAGCGGCAUGCAGAGGCUAUCUCGCCCGCCAGCAUUUCAAGAAGAGAAAGAUCCAGGACCUGGCCAUCCGCUGUGUGCAGAAGAACAUCAAGAAGAACAAAGGGGUGAAGGACUGGCCCUGGUGGAAGCUCUUCACCACUGUGCGGCCCCUCAUCCAAGUCCAGCUGUCAGAAGAACAGAUUCGCAACAAAGACGAGGAGAUCCAGCAGCUGCGCAGCAAGCUUGAGAAGGUGGAGAAAGAACGGAAUGAGCUUCGGCUCAACAGUGAUCGGCUGGAGUCCCGGAUCUCAGAGCUGACAUCGGAGCUGACUGACGAGCGGAACACAGGAGAGUCCGCCUCCCAGCUGCUGGAUGCAGAGACCGCCGAGAGGCUCCGAGCUGAGAAGGAAAUGAAAGAGCUACAGACCCAGUAUGAUGCACUUAAGAAGCGGAUGGAAGUCAUGGAGAUGGAGGUGAUGGAGGCCAGGCUCCUUCGGGCAGCAGAGAUCAACGGGGAAGUGGAUGACGACGAUGCAGGGGGAGAGUGGCGGCUGAAGUAUGAGCGCGCUGUUCGGGAGGUGGACUUCACCAAGAAGCGGCUCCAGCAGGAGUUGGAAGACAAGAUGGAGGUGGAGCAGCAAAGCAGGAGGCAGCUAGAGAGACGGCUUGGGGACCUGCAAGCAGACAGUGAUGAGAGCCAGCGGGCCCUGCAGCAGCUCAAGAAAAAGUGCCAGCGACUCACAGCUGAGCUGCAGGACACCAAGCUGCACCUGGAGGGCCAGCAGGUCCGAAACCAUGAGCUGGAGAAGAAGCAGAAGAGGUUUGACAGUGAGCUUUCCCAGGCACGGGAGGAGGCCCAGCGGGAGAAGGUGCAGAGGGAGAAGCUCCAGCGGGAGAAGGACAUGCUCCUGGCUGAGGCUUUCAGCCUGAAGCAGCAGCUGGAGGAAAAAGACAUGGACAUCGCCGGGUUUACCCAGAAGGUCGUCUCCUUGGAGGCUGAGCUGCAGGACAUUUCUUCUCAAGAGUCCAAGGAUGAGGCUUCUCUAGCCAAGGUCAAGAAGCAGCUCCGGGACUUGGAGGCCAAGGUCAAGGAUCAGGAAGAGGAGCUGGAUGAACAGGCGGGAAGCAUACAGAUGCUGGAGCAGGCCAAGCUGCGUCUGGAGAUGGAGAUGGAGAGGAUGCGACAGACCCAUUCCAAGGAGAUGGAGAGUCGGGAUGAGGAGGUAGAGGAGGCCCGGCAGUCAUGUCAGAAGAAGCUAAAGCAGAUGGAAGUGCAGCUUGAGGAGGAGUAUGAAGACAAGCAGAAGGCACUGAGGGAGAAGCGGGAGCUGGAGGGCAAGCUGUCCACCCUCAGUGACCAGGUGAACCAGCGGGACUUUGAGUCAGAGAAGCGGUUGCGGAAGGACCUGAAGCGUACCAAGGCGCUGCUGGCAGAUGCCCAGAUCAUGCUGGACCAUUUAAAGAACAACGCCCCCAGCAAGAGGGAGAUUGCCCAGCUAAAGAACCAGCUGGAAGAGUCGGAGUUCACCUGUGCAGCAGCUGUAAAAGCACGGAAGGCGAUAGAGGUGGAGAUGGAGGAUCUGCACCUGCAGAUCGAUGACAUCGCCAAAGCCAAGACAGCGUUGGAGGAGCAACUGAGUCGCCUUCAGCGUGAGAAAAAUGAGAUCCAGAACCGGCUGGAAGAGGAUCAGGAGGACAUGAAUGAGCUGAUGAAGAAGCACAAGGCAGCUGUGGCCCAGUCCUCUCGGGACAUGGCACAGAUGAAUGAUCUCCAAGCUCAGCUAGAAGAAUCCAACAAGGAGAAGCAAGAGCUACAAGAGAAGCUACAAGCCCUGCAGAGCCAGGUGGAGUUCCUAGAGCAGUCCAUGGUGGACAAGUCUCUCGUCAGCAGGCAGGAAGCGAAGAUCAGGGAGCUGGAAACACGCCUGGAGUUCGAAAAGACCCAAGCGAAGCGUCUGGAGGGCCUGGCCAAUCGGCUCAAGGAGAACAUGGAGAAGCUGACCGAGGAACGGGACCAGCGUGCUGCAGCUGAGAACCGCGAGAAGGAGCAGAACAAGAGGCUCCAGCGGCAGCUCCGGGACACCAAGGAGGAGAUGGGUGAACUUGCCAGGAAGGAAGCUGAGGCCAGCCGCAGGAAGCAUGAGCUGGAGAUGGACCUGGAGAGUCUGGAAGCCGCUAACCAAAGCCUGCAGGCUGACCUCAAGCUGGCAUUCAAGCGCAUUGGGGACUUGCAAGCCGCCAUUGAGGAUGAGAUGGAGAGCGAUGAGAAUGAGGACCUUAUCAACAGUUUGCAGGACAUGGUGACAAAAUAUCAGAAAAGAAAGAAUAAACUUGAGGGAGACUCCGAUGUGGACUCAGAGCUGGAGGACCGGGUCGACGGGGUCAAAUCUUGGUUGUCAAAGAACAAGGGACCUUCGAAGGCAGCUUCUGACGAUGGCAGCUUGAAGAGUUCCAGCCCAACCAGCCACUGGAAGUCCCUUGCCCCUGACCCAUCAGAUGAUGAGCACGAUCCUGUGGACAGCACCUCCAGACCCCGAUUCUCCCACAACGGUUUGAGUGACAGCGACACAGAGGCCAAGCCAACAGAGACCAGUGCAUAGCCCGGGAGUGGCUCACGGCCCUCCCACCCCACAGCCUCUCCCAGGAAAUGGAGGGGUACCUCUGCCCCCACUCGACUGCCGAUCUGCAUGGAAAACACCGCAGCACUCUGUAAGGGGGACUUUCCAGGCUGUGGGUGUCUGAUAGCUCCACGUGGAAGAGGUGGGGGAAGAGGCGUCUCUGCAAGAACUUCCACUCCCGCCUCAGAAAUGCCACGCUCUUGGCUCCUACCCUGGACCCUGUGGACCAUGUCAGGUGGCCUGGCACUUCAUGGAGCCAGCAGUGGACCUCCAUCUCAGCUUCCUGCUCAGGGAUGGUGGAUAGGUUACCUGCUGGGCCACUCCAAGUUGCUAGGCCCACGGGAAAGAGUCUGGAGGGAGCAGCAAUGCCUCCCCUCUGCUGGGGUGAGGGCUUUCUCUUCUCAGUGCCUGCUGUCUUUUUACUGUUUAAUUUAAAUUCCCAAACCUCCGUGCAGCUGCAUCCCUGAGAGUGGGAGGGGCUGCUGUCGCAGCUGGGCCCUGUGGGAUGUCUUGGGAAUCUCCUCUCCAUCUUCACUCCUCCAGAGGUCCUUUCUCAUGCACCCUGCAGCCGGGCGCACUAGUGAGCAGAGCUCAGGCCCUGGCUCUUAAGAGGAAGUGUAGGGAGGCUUGGCAGCCUGGUGCUUCUGGCUUGGGCCUUGCAAGCCUUGUUGAGUAUUAAGUGCAAUGAGCAAUUAUUUAAGAGCUGAUCUCUUCCACCUGCACCAGCCCAUGGCUUCCAGCACUGCCUUCCUUCUGUCCACAGUGUAGCCAGCUCGUUUGGUGCUGAGGACUUGCGGUGGGCACAAUGGGAGGUAGAUGUUUGGUCUGUUUACCAGACCGGAGUCCUAACCCUUUGUCAUCUUUCUUCUGCCCGUGUCCCUGUUCCCACACAUACCCCAGACACAACAACAAGUGGUCUGGGCAUCCCAGCUGCUUCCCAUAAAAGUCAUUGCACCCACUGUACCAGACUUAGGGGCCCAAGAGCAGCGCCUGGUGCUGGACCUGUCUGCCAUCCCCCUUCCCUUCUGCAAUUGGUUUGUACUUAUCGGGCUGUGCUCGCCCUGUGGACCUGAUUAAGGAAAUAAAAGGCCCCUUCCCUCCUGGC